Nyctereutes procyonoides (raccoon dog) is the source of this 1215-nucleotide messenger RNA. It is a transcript of the gene TIMM50, whose product is annotated as translocase of inner mitochondrial membrane 50. The record is from RefSeq and is a predicted model, not a curated record. NCBI's taxonomy places the organism in Eukaryota, Metazoa, Chordata, Mammalia, Carnivora, Canidae. The coding region runs from base 36 to 1106 and encodes 356 amino acids. Gene Ontology annotation, molecular function: phosphoprotein phosphatase activity. The transcript is spliced from 11 exons.
AGCGAGUGGGCGGGGCCGCGUGGCGUCAGCGCAAGAUGGCGGCCUCGGCGGCGCUGGCCUUGCGCUUGCGGAGCGAGCUGCGGCGCGGCGCGCGGGGGCUGUGCGCGAGGCUGGCGACGCCGCCGCCCCGGACCCCGGACCAGGCCACGGAAAUUGGGAGCCGCUCAGGCACCAAGGCCCAGGCUCAGGGGUCACAGCAGCAGCAGCGGGGCACAGAGGGUCCCAGCUACGCCAAAAAAGUUGCACUCUGGCUGGCUGGGCUGCUCGGGGCCGGUGGGACUGUGAGCGUCGUCUAUAUCUUUGGAAACAACUCUGUGGAUGAAACUGGUGCCAAGAUUCCUGAUGAAUUCGACAAUGAUCCAAUUCUGGUACAGCAGUUGCGCCGCACAUACAAAUAUUUCAAAGACUACAGACAGAUGAUCAUCGAGCCCACCAGUCCCUGCCUCCUCCCAGACCCUCUAAAGGAGCCAUACUACCAGCCGCCCUACACGCUGGUCUUGGAGCUCACAGGCGUCCUCUUGCACCCUGAGUGGUCGCUGGCCACCGGCUGGAGGUUUAAGAAGCGUCCAGGCAUCGAAACUUUAUUCCAGCAGCUUGCCCCUUUGUAUGAAAUCGUCAUCUUUACAUCAGAGACUGGCAUGACUGCAUUCCCACUGAUCGACAGUGUGGACCCUCAUGGCUUCAUCUCCUACCGCCUGUUCCGGGAUGCCACAAGAUACAUGGAUGGGCACCAUGUUAAGGAUAUUUCAUGUCUGAAUCGGGACCCUGCCCGCGUAGUAGUUGUGGACUGCAAGAAGGAAGCUUUUCGCCUUCAGCCCUACAAUGGCGUCGCCCUGCGGCCCUGGGACGGCAACUCUGAUGACCGAGUCUUGUUGGACCUGUCUGCCUUCCUUAAGACCAUUGCGCUGAACCGAGUGGAAGAUGUCAGGACCGUGUUAGAACAUUACGCCCUGGAGGAUGACCCACUGGAGGCUUUCAAACAGCGGCAGAGCCGGCUAGAGCAGGAAGAACAGCAGCGCCUGGCUGAGCUCUCCAAAUCCAGCAAGCAGAACCUCUUCUUUGGCUCUCUUACCAACCGCUUAUGGCCUCGCUCCAAACAGCCCUGACUUCUGAGCCUCAUCAGACUCACUGCCUGGGUCCUGGGCCCGAGGCCCCAGUGCUCCCAGAUAAUGGCUUGGGCAGCCACAUCCAAUAAAGUCCAUCCCAGAUGCCACA